AUGUGCCUAGUUUUCAAUGGAGUAGACGAAAGAGAAGUUUGCCAACAGAUGUUGCAAUUUUAUCCCGCUGAAUCAUCUUCUAUUGGCCAGCAGACAGGUCAGCUCAUAAAAUGUUGCCAUGGCGUUUCCCUUCCAAAAUGGAGCCGGGACAUAGACGUUAAUGUCAGGCGGAUGAAGAAGCCUCCGGAAGAGGUCGGCUCUGAGGUCUGGCUCACUUUGGUCAUUCUCGCAAAAAUGGAAUGUGCGAUGCCUCAAAUAGUUGGCCCUCGAAGUGGUACCAAAGGCCUUCCUCUGCCCUCGACAGAUUGCGAGGUCGGGAUGAAUGCUUCAUUGAAGACGAAUAGCGAAUGCCUUUUAUCCCACAAAUCUGUUCCUCCCAAAACUAGGCUGCAACUUUGA
Messenger RNA from Protopolystoma xenopodis, 399 nucleotides. The record is from the annotation of a GenBank genome assembly. NCBI's taxonomy places the organism in Eukaryota, Metazoa, Platyhelminthes, Monogenea, Polystomatidea, Polystomatidae.